AUGGUAUUUCUAUACAUUUCAGCGCCAAUCAACCGAGCAGAAGUUAGUGCUACUACUCCUUUAUCGAACAAGACAUUUAAUGUCUCUGCUGAAAGGAUGACUCGCCAAGCUUACGGUGGUAAAGAAAACUCAAAACUUGAUAAUACAUUGAAAUCCAAAAUGGUACGGAAGAAAGAAGUUAAGCAGUUUGAAGAAGGAACUAAAGAAUCCCCCGUGUGUCUUUCAAAAUCCCCAACUUCACCAACAACCAAUGGGGAUAACUUCCUUGCAUGUGCAAAUGAGAAAAUGCAAAAUAUUUUAUCUCUUGGAAAAAACAAUUUCUAUAACAAGAAUAAAUCUUCAUGUGGAGCUAGUGUAAAACGAGUGCUGGGGAUGAAAAGAUGUGAAACAACACCUGUUAAACGAGCACGGCUUUUGGUGGACUCGUCAACAAAUUCUCAACCACAGAAGGUAGAAAGUCCUCCAGCACCAGCCAUUUACCCCUUGCCAAAACUUGCUUUAAGAGGACUCACCAAUAUGGGCAACACCUGUUAUUUAAAUGCAAUCCUGCAGUCUCUUUUUAGUCUAGAGACUUUUGCCACAGAGUUGUUAUUUAUUAACUGUAAAGUAUCAAAAGUGGUGAAGUUGAAUAACCCCAGAUGUUUCAAGUCUUAUUUUGGCUUCAUCCUAGAUGCUGCAUUCAGUGAAGUAGUAAUGCAAGAAUUGCUAAAUGAUUGUACAAUAUUUACCAUGGCCAAUUUGUUAAUCUCACAGACCAAAAGUGAAUCUGAUGUUAGUAAAGUGACCUUAUUAGGUAAUGUGAGAGAAGCUAUAUCAACCGUUGGUACACAUUUCUUAAGUAAUGACAUGCAGGACGCUCAUGAAUGCUUGAACCAAGUCCUUGACUGUCUGAAAGAAGAAGGGGUCAAGUUGGCCACAAGUACUCCUACAUCUAAUAAUUCCAGUUCCGAUGAUGAUGAUGACCCUAACUGCAGAGAUACUUUCAUUAACCCCACAGUUCAGAACUUCGAAUUUGAUAUCAAUCGCUCUAUUACUUGUAAACGAUGUGGUGUUGUUGUCUCUAAAGUUGAACAGUGUAUAGAUUUAUCGUUGGACAUACCAAAGGGAUGCAAUCCAAGCAUUCAGGAUGCUCUCGACUUAUUCUUUGUCAAAGAAAAUGUGGAAUACCGAUGUGCUAAAUGUAAUCAUGAUAAAUCAGAAGUUUCAAAAUGCAUCAGUAGAUUACCGAGAGUAUUAAUUCUCCAUUUGAAACGCUACACAUACAGUGUCACAGCUUCAUGUAACAGAAAAGUUAUUCAGCAUAUUUCUAUUCCUAAAUAUCUGACGCUGUCAUCACAUUGUUCAGAGACCAUUAUUCCAGCACCUUCUAUUAAUAGCCUUUUCACUAGCCCACCGAAAGCCCGAACAGAAAUGGAGAAAGAUUCAUCACUUUGUAGAAGACUUGAGUACACAGAUUCUGUUAAUUCAGCACAUAAGAGUUCCUUAUUUGAAUAUGCAGAAAACGCUGAUGAUUUAGGUGUUGUCCCAAUUUCAACAUUGGCACAAGAAUUCUCAAAUAAUAUACAAGAUGAGAACUCAACCAAUCACACUGACAAUAAAGAAUCAACUAAAAGUCAAGAUCUUUCUUUCUUCAAUGAUUUGGAAUUUGGGCAAAAUUCCAAAUUGUUACCAGAUUGCUGCAGUACACCUGAAGAUAAUUCUUCAGAGACAAAACCCGUGGAAAAUGGUGUGAAGUAUUUAAGUAAUGAUGAUCUGUUUAGCUUGAGUGAAGAAGAACGGAUGAGGUUAGCAAUAGAAAACAGCUUACAGUUGAAGACUGAAAUUGAAGAUCACAACACUUCAGCUGUGCAAUGGCAGCCAGAACAACACCAGUCAAUGUUUAACACAGAGUUUGUAAAUGGAGAGAACUCCGUAUUACCAGAGAAUGAAAAUAAUUCUUUGUCUUUCCGAGUUGAAAUUCCAUCAAGAGUUAUGAUGCAGAAAACAAAGAGAAUCAACAACCUACACAAAACGGCAAGACAGAUUCAAGUUUGA
This is a messenger RNA of Octopus sinensis (East Asian common octopus), 2034 nucleotides long. RefSeq names its product ubiquitin carboxyl-terminal hydrolase 37-like. Gene Ontology annotation, biological process: G1/S transition of mitotic cell cycle; protein deubiquitination. The coding region runs from base 1 to 2034 and encodes 677 amino acids. The record is from RefSeq and is a predicted model, not a curated record. Gene Ontology annotation, cellular component: nucleus; cytosol. The transcript is spliced from 18 exons. Gene Ontology annotation, molecular function: cysteine-type deubiquitinase activity; cysteine-type endopeptidase activity. NCBI's taxonomy places the organism in Eukaryota, Metazoa, Mollusca, Cephalopoda, Octopoda, Octopodidae.